UGACGUAGGGUGCGCACUGAGCAUUGGGACCGGGCCAUGUAUGAAACGUCAUACAUCCCAUGUAACCUUGCGGUCAGUUAGCUGCACCUUAACUGUUAAGUCUGAAACACAUAUAUGCUUUAUAUAAACACCAAGGCACAACAAGGUCCAUCAUGGCUUCUCGAGCGGGUCCCAGGGCGACGGGUACCGAUGGCAGUGACUUCCAGCACAGGGAGCGAGUUGCAUCCCACUACCAGAUGAGUGUUGCCUUGAAGUCUGAAAUCCGUAAACUGAACAUUGUCCAUGUGCUGAUCUGGGUGCUGAUGGCUGCUCAGGUAACUGUAAGCCAGCUGAGCCUGGUGUCUCACAAGGUAGUCGCCUCUCCGUAUCAGUGGGAAUACCCCUACCUUCUGAGCAUAGUUCCCACUGUCUUCAGCUUCCUGGCGUUGCCGCGUAACAACAUCAGCUACCUGGUGAUCUCCAUGAUCAGCGCCGGGCUCUUCUGCGUGGCGCCGCUCAUCUACGGCGGCAUGGAGAUGUUCCCCGUGGCUCAGCAGCUGUACCGGCACGGGAAGGCGUACCGCUUCAUCUUUGGCUUCUCGGCCGUGUCCGUGAUGUACCUCGUCAUCGUCAUUUCUGUGCAGGUGCACGCCUGGCAGAUCUACUACAGCAAGAAGCUGCUGGACCAGUGGUUCACCACCACACAGGACAAGAAGAAGAAAUGACUUCAGCUCUGCUGGCUGAGGACACUUUGAGAUGCUUUUGUUCAGCAUCAUUUUCUAUAUUUAUUUUUGACAAUGAUUUAAUUAUGCUUCUAAAAAAAAAAUCAUUGGACAGUUUGUGAUUACUGCUUUCCCCUCCCUGAAUGAGUUUUUAUGUCAUUUCAAUGUUAAAAAACUGAGAACAAG
Messenger RNA from Gambusia affinis (western mosquitofish), 887 nucleotides. RefSeq names its product protein jagunal homolog 1-B. Gene Ontology annotation, biological process: granulocyte colony-stimulating factor signaling pathway; endoplasmic reticulum organization; vesicle-mediated transport. The record is from RefSeq and is a predicted model, not a curated record. The coding region runs from base 153 to 704 and encodes 183 amino acids. NCBI's taxonomy places the organism in Eukaryota, Metazoa, Chordata, Actinopteri, Cyprinodontiformes, Poeciliidae. The transcript is spliced from 4 exons. Gene Ontology annotation, cellular component: endoplasmic reticulum membrane.